CAAUAAUUUACUCCCACAUUAAUCAAAUGCUUUAUACCACGACUUGCAUGGGUAUAAAACGUUUUUACAAAAGGAAACGUACUAUAAAGCAGGUUAAAUCAUUGUCAUCAGAAAAAAGGAGAUAUUCAGUACAGAAUGCAUCCGGAUCUGGAGCCCUUCCUCCAAGAAACAGUCCACGUGCAACACCAUAUUUGAAUACGCCGGUUACAUCAGCUGGACCAAUACCUGUAUCAUCGACAAUUCCAAGAGCAUCGAUCGCAUGUAUCCCACUGAGUGUUCAGGCUCAAAUUCAACAAAACCAAGCAAUUAAAUCUGAACAACCUUCUAUUGCAAAACCUACACCAUCACCUUUGACAAAAACUUUUGUUACACCUCAAGUAACACCCAGAGCAUCUAUAAGCAAAGGUUUUGAAUCAGAUAUAGAACAUACUAAAAAACUUAAUCGUCUACCAAAAUCUUUCCAAUGUGAUUGUUGUCAACAUGUUACUGUGACCAGAAUAACAUAUCAUGUUGGUGUUUUAACAUGGCUUAUGGCAGUGUUAAUUUUUCUAUGUGGUGGCGUUCUAGGCUGUUUUCUGAUACCAUUCUUUACAAAUUGUUGUAAAGAUGUUAAACAUGAAUGUCCAUUCUGUGGUACAGAAAUUGGUAUGGUUAAAUGUAUCUAAAUGUGUUUUUUUUUUAUUAUUUAUUACUGGACAAUGAAUAGAAAUACUUAUUUGAUUGGAAAUCACUUACAUCCUAUGAACACAUACCAUAUUUGCGUUUCAUAAAUAUUUUUACUUAUGUUCUGUGGAGAACAAUUUUUAUUCAAAGUAAAUACACUAAUCUCAACCACAAAAAAUAAAACAUGUAUUACUUCGAAGGUGUUGCCAUUUUAUGAAAGAAAGAAAGAAACCCCAGAGACUUUUUUUAAAAUUAUAACUCAAAUACUGAUUUCUUAUUUUGCUGUAUUAUGUAUAAAUCAAAAAUGAAUAGUAAUCUGUAUCUAAUGAUAUUGUAAACAUAAAAUUCUAUUAAAUAUUCAACAUUUAACAUUUUGAUUAAUCAUUAUAAGUUUAUUUCUUACUACUGAAAAGUGUUGAUAUUUUAAUGAACAAUAAUUUUUUCAUUAUUAUUAUUAUUAUUAUUAUUACCAUUAUGGGAUUUACAUCCAAAACUGUAGCUUUGUCUUAAUGUGAUAUGGCAACUUGAACUGAUGUAUGUACGUACAAAGUUCUACGUUGUUGACUGACUGACUGACUGACUGAUAUAUAUACUCAUGAAAUUAUCCUAUUUUUUAUUUUCUUCUAAAUAUUUUAUUUUAAUAUGGAAACAAUUCGUUUUUUGUUUUAAAAAUUGAAAAUCGAAACAAAAAUAAUAUUUGAUAUUAUUUAAAUUGAAUUGAAAUGUACUUCUUUCUCUUUUUUUUUUACUUUUCACUUUCUUUACGUAUGAUGUAUUUGUUAUUUAAUUGUUUGCCUUUACUGACUUCUUCUUAACUAAAUGUAUUUAUUUAUUCAAUGUAUUCUUUUUUAAUGAUCAGAUAUGUAUGAAUGUUUUCAUAAAGUACUAAUAAAUUUCAUAAUAAUUGUAA
Messenger RNA from Schistosoma curassoni, 1573 nucleotides. The record is from the annotation of a GenBank genome assembly. NCBI's taxonomy places the organism in Eukaryota, Metazoa, Platyhelminthes, Trematoda, Strigeidida, Schistosomatidae.